Molecule: messenger RNA, 1867 nt
Organism: Acipenser ruthenus (sterlet)
Lineage: Eukaryota; Metazoa; Chordata; Actinopteri; Acipenseriformes; Acipenseridae
Product: XIAP-associated factor 1-like
Exons: 8
Coding region: 106-939 (277 amino acids)
Source: RefSeq, a predicted model, not a curated record
UUUGCAGUGAGUGUGCUUGUGAUCGUUUCAGGCGUGUUAAAUAUUAAGUGGUUUCACUUUCCAUUCCACAGAAGCGAAAGGAAAAGCCAGCCAGGGCUUGGAAACAUGGAGGGCAGCUCAGAGGAAACCACGCUCUGCAAGAACUGCAAGAAGGAGGUGUUGGCCUCGAAUUUCUCCCUCCAUGAGUCGCACUGCUGGCGCUUCCUGUCUGUCUGCCCGCUCUGUGAUGAGCCCGUGCCCAAGGACCAGCUGCAGGAGCAUCGCGACACAGAGCACUGCAAGGUUCGAUGCACGCAGUGCAAUAAAGAAAUGGAGAAAUGCAAACUGGAGAUACACCAGUCUGAGCAGUGUGCGGAGCGGCUGGUGAGCUGUGAGUUCUGUGAUCUGGAGCUGCCCCUCAGUAAGCUGCAGGAGCACGGGGAUGCCUGCGGGAGCCGCACCCAGCGCUGCCACAACUGCGACCGCUACGUGAUGCACCGUGAGCAGGAGAGACACAGCCGUGAGUGCAGGGGCAAGAGAGAGGGAGCAGAGGAACAGCGAGAGGAGGAGGAGGAGGAGGAGAAGACAUACACCUUCUACAACCGCAGUUCCGCCUUCAAGUUUCCAUGUUGGUACUGCAUGAAGUCUUUCCCAGAAGAGGAGCUGAAUAAGCACCAGCUGGACUGCAGUCGGCCGUCCCGUCACAACGCAGGUUUCCGCCCCACGCCCUCCCCGCCCUUGCUGGGGGACCCCCGGCCUCACUUUGGGGUCCCGCGGUCCUCCCGAUCGCCCACAUUCCCUCUGUGGGGGCUGGAGAGUCCGGACAGGGAGGACCGGGAGACUGAGGAUGAGAUCAUGACCUGCUCAAACUGCCACCUCGCCCUGCCCUCAGACACACUGCGCUGGCACCAGACUAAAUGCCUGCUUUACGAUGGUUUGAGGAACCCGGUAGAAAAAUGAAACUCGCAAGACUCCAGUGAAGCGUAAAUGGUCCAUCAAUAACAUCUCCAUGCCAAGAUUUCCAUUCAAUCUCUAUGCUGUGCAAAAGGUCUCUCACACCUGCCUUAAAAACAUUACGAACCAUUUAUGCAAUCUCUACAUGUUCUGUUCCAGGGAAGCCUGUCUGAGUAACUGAAUAACUGCAGUACCGAUUCGCAUUACAGAAUACUAGUUUACGAAGAAACGUCACGUUUACAUUGUGUGUUCUCCUAAUUCGGAAUCAGAAUGCUAUGUCAUUUAAGUAAUUUGAUACAUUCUAAAAAUAUAUAUUUUUUUCACAUAAACAAAAAUGUUUGGCUACAAACUGCUUCGUCCUAUUUUGAGGACAUCAAGAUAUUUUACAUUUUUAGGCUUCCGUUUCUUAUUUCACACUGAGGCGUCAUAAAAGCAUCUGAAGGGAUGUAUUUGCAAAAUUAACCGCUACAUGUAGAAUUAACUUUUGCGUUUAACAUAACUAGUGCAAGUUACCAUAACAAUAUAGUUAAAGAGAAAAUUAAAACGCCAGGUGGAUUCCAGGCGCUUCACGUGUUAAGAACAGACUGAUCAUUAUAGUGCUUGCGUAAUAACUCUGCUCCUGCUGGUGUUUGCUGCUCCUGCUGUAUUAUCUAUUAAAUACAUGAAGGUACUCUCAAGGGUCAAACCGGGCUUCUGUGAAGGCUGGAAGAGGGGCUUUAAAUGCGUGUUUAAGUGUGAUCAGUAUGGAUAGUCCGUGAGGUGCUGUAGUCAGUGUGUGAGGUGGUGUUACUGGCUUGGUAACCUCACUGUACUACAGCAUUAUAUACUAAUACCCCUGUUAGGUUUGAAUCUUGUAAUGCUAUUCAUAAAGUCCUAAUAGUCGUGUCUGUGCCGCCAAACACCAGAACAAUAAACGAGCCUGUUUCCAAGCCUC